Messenger RNA from Fonticula alba, 772 nucleotides. RefSeq names its product ubiquitin-conjugating enzyme E2 W. The record is from RefSeq and is a predicted model, not a curated record. Bases 7 to 588 code for a protein of 193 amino acids. The transcript has 4 exons. Lineage: Eukaryota; Rotosphaerida; Fonticulaceae.
UCCAUCAUGUCUGCCAUGCGGUCCCGCCGGCUCGGCCGCGAGCUGAACGAGCUAAACAAGGUUGUCACCCAGCGCCAGAAGGCGUUGGAGGAUCUGCAAGUGGCCCAGCGCGAUCUCGCGGCCGCCGAGGCCGCCCAAAACGCCGCCGCCCUGUCGUGCGCCAAUGCGCGCAUCACCCAGGCCAAAAUUUCGGCCAGCUCCUGCGAGCCCUUCGUCAGCGUCAAGGCCGACGACCUGAAGGAGUGGCAGAUCGAAAUCUGCGGCAGCUCCGGCACCCUGUACGAGGGCGAGCUCUUCAACCUGCGCUUCCGCUUCGAUGACAACUACCCGAUCGAGAGCCCGGAGGUGGUCUUCGUCGGCAAGCCGCCCCUCCACCCGCACGUCUACUCCAACGGCCACAUCUGCCUGUCGAUCCUCUACGACCAGUGGUCCCCGGCCCUGACCGUGCAGGCUCUCUGUGUGUCCAUCGCCUCGAUGCUGGCCAGCGCCGAGUCCCGCACCGCGCCCCCCAACGACCAGGCCUACGUGUCCAAGCGCAUCGAGUCCCCGAAGAAGGUCCAGUGGACUUUCCACGACGACAAGUGCUAAUUUCCUCGAUGAGUACUUGUGGCCCCCUCCCCUCGGCCUCCUCUUCUGUCCUUCGGCCUUCCGCCUCACUUCUCACCUUUCCCCUUCCCUCCCCCCCUGCAAUGGCCGCGCCCCUGCCAUCACAGCGGCUCCAAUAGAUCCAGCACUGCCUGCCCAUGCCCCCCUCCCCUUCCCCUCUUUCCGA